AUGGACCCCGAGCAAUAUCCUUUCUUCCAGCUGCUUACCUCCAGCCUCGAGCCAAUCCUCGACUCGGCAACUCCUGAUCCUAAAGCGAUCCUCGAAACGACUCUUAUCGCAACGCUAAGAGGCCUACAAGAACUGCUCCGAAGAGAGCAACGGGCUGCAUUCCAUGACCAUCUGCCAGGUCUGAUCAGCUCGAUCGAAAACCGUGUAGCUAUUGCGGGUAUUGAUGCACAUCCUGUGACGUUCCAUGUCUUCUGCAAAAGCGUUGCAGAGCUUUUCGCGAUAGUAGGCCGCGCAACUGGCCUGCUGCAACAGGACGGAGAGCCGAAAAUAGAUGGUGUCUCAACUCAGCUGUCCCGACCUCCACCUAUCCCCGAGACCUCCUCAUACCACAACACCGCCACGGUUGUAACGACAAACGGGACAUCACAGAGACCAAGAUCCUUCCCAGUCCGCAAAAGACUUGGUAGUGGAACACCAGAGACCAAUGUGCGCUGGGAUUCCGGAACGCAGAUGCCCUACGCGCAGCUAUCGAUGAGUCACUGCAUCAGGCUCCGUCGCCGAGAAUGGCACGAUCAGGUUACCGAGGAGGCGAUGGCGGCUGUCAAGACGGCGAUGGGAGGCUUCGCUACGCACUGCGGUCACUGGUAUAAUUACGCCAAUGGCCGUCCUGUGAGCUUGUAA
Molecule: messenger RNA, 681 nt
Organism: Letharia columbiana
Lineage: Eukaryota; Fungi; Ascomycota; Lecanoromycetes; Lecanorales; Parmeliaceae
Exons: 1
Coding region: 1-681 (226 amino acids)
Source: RefSeq, a predicted model, not a curated record